UAGUGAGCUUAAGUGAUCUGCUCAAGGUGGCUAUUGGAGGAAGAACCCGGUAGCGCGCCUGGCAGCCCCUCCCUCUGGCGAGUGGCUCUCCGAAGUACCGCGAGACUGUGACUAAAGCCCUUUGUGUGGCGCCAGCCUAGAACUCGGCCAACUGCAGCUCACGGAUAUAUUUCAACCUAUCUCUUGCGACCGGGGCAUUUACUUCCAAUUUGAAAGCAUAAGUCUGGAAAAGGUUUAGGAGGCAAAAUCUUGACUCAUCCUCGACUCUAUCACAGUCACACUAACUGAUUACCUAUCGUGUGGCACCCUCUCUUUUGUGACUUGGGCAUACAUCAGAAAACAACAUAGACAGGUUUCCUAACCUGUGACCAAGUGAUCGAAAAAAGAAAUCAAGGAUCACAUCUGCUUUGCUGUUUUCUCUUGGCUGUGACAAUCUGAUGGUCAUUAUAACAGUUCACUACAAGUACAAACAAGAUUUUCAUAUAUAAACGUUGUGGGAGGUUCAGCAAUAUCAAAAAGUGUUGUUGGAUCAUUGGUAUCACUCUGUGCUUGACCACCAUCAUAAGCAUAUCAAUAGCCCAAUUUCUCGACCAAGCCAACCACAGAACUAUUACCAACUUCACAAGCUCCGUUGUCAUCAAGAACCCAUUUGCGGCAACUUUUAGAAAUAUUUUAUCUACUGAGAAGAGCAACGAGGGAUGGAGUCUGUGUCAAUCCCUGUAAUAGUUGGUGGACUUGUUGAUUGUAUAUCUCAGUUAAUAAGAAUAGCUGAAGAGCUUUUACCAUUGAUUUCGCAAGAACGAGUUUCUUAUGUAGAGCAGAAUGAUAGAGCAGAACAGAUAGAAGCAAGUCCUCCCGAGGAAGCAUUACCAGAUCUUGCUGAUUUCUUAGACUUAGAAUCAAUACUUACACCAAGAGCAGAUGAAGAUCUAAUCUUUGAUAUAGAUGAAGCCAUGUUAGACAUAGAAGAAUUAUAUGAAGAUGUACUCUCUGGUAUGAACAAUGAGUUAAGAAGUGGAUAAGACCUAGUUUGCCCUCACCAGCAUGUGAGAAUUGAUCAGUUCUCUGUUUUACACAUAUUCUGAUUUUUCUGCAUAUUAGACAUGAGUUUUCUCCUAGUUCUGCCCAUUUUCAUUACUAACACCACAUAGAAGUAGUAGUAUUUGCUAUACUUCCAGUAGAGCUUAUUCUCUUCUUUUGAUUUCAUUUAAAAGCUCUGACUUAGUCACGUGGUUCUUCCUUUGCCUAUACUUUUCCUGCUAUGAUUCCUGUGCAAACAAUUACAAAGAAAAAUUCUACACCUAACUGAGGAAUAAAGACCUGUUGAACUCUAUGAUAUCUUGGGACCCAAUUUCACUGUUUUACAAUGAGUAGAAACUAAAAGGGGAGUAUUCUCCAAGAUGUAUUUUAGGUAUUUCCCCCAUUUUCAUAGAUUCAUGUUAUCCCACUUCUUUUUCAAAAAAGACUUACAUUAGUAACUGUUUUUGCUAGCCAAAAGAAAUCUGAAAUAUAUUUUUGCUUUUAUGAUAAAAGGCAAAAAGCAAAAGUAGCAUUUAGUAUUGGUUUUGCAGCAGCUGUUCUAAAAGCAAUGCAUACCCUAGCAGCAAGGGUGGGGGCACCAAACUUCUUCCCUGGGAACUAUUUUAUAUAGGCUGUAUAUAUUUCUUUUUUAAAAAAUCUUAUAUUUCUUUUAUUUAUAUAUUUCUUUUUUAUAUUUCUUUUUAAAAAAUCCGAGGUAAUAUUAAUUUGCCACACAGUAUAAGUUUUAAGUGUACAGUUCUUACCACAGCAAUACCAUGCUCAACACCAGAUGUCUAGUCACCAUCCACCAAAAACCAGUUGACUCCUUCUGCCCCAUUCCCCCAACCUUUCUCUUUGGUAAUCAUUACCCAGUCAUAAAGAGAGAUGAAUCUUGCCAUUUGAAACAACAUACAGGCUGUAUAUUUGUAUCAUUCUUGCUUUUACUAAUGUUUCUGUUAUUGUAGGUAGUGUGUGGUAUUUGGUAGGUUAUUUUUUGGGGUCUGGGAACACUCAAACUUUUUUCUAUAUAAAUUGUAAUUGCUGCUUUGCUUUAUGCCAUUUUGAUUUAUGAAAAAUUUUAUAGGAAAAGUCUACUUUCAGAUAAUGUGGGAAAUCUGUAUAGUGAAUAUGUUCACAUUAACAGAACAAUAUUGAGGCACUUUUAUUGGAGAAGAUGUAAUGCCUUAUGAGAGAUUUAAUGACUUUAUGAGAGACUGUGUCAACCACACGCUGUUACAGCUGAAUAGGGGAAAUACUUCUGAAAAGGCAACAUCUACUAGAUAAGAAAACUGCAAACAGGUUUUCAGAUAACUUUUGCCAGAGAAAACCUUUGAAAAAGCUGAGGUCAAGCGGUUUCAAUGCAGGGCUGUUCACCCACAUGCUUACCUACAGUGCAGCUACUCUAUAAUAUUGUUCCCUAAGUGGAAAUGAUAAAUUAUACUAAAUAACAACAAGAGAAAAGUACUAGUAUCGGAAAGGCUGGACAAAGCCUGACUAGGACUAGUCACCAAUGGAAAGUUAAACACUUAAGGCAUAGGCUUAGAGAUGAUUGUCCACAAGUAGUUCAUAAGGUAUUUUUUCUUGGUUUUAGCUAAGUUAUAGAGAAUAAUUGAUAGGCUUAUUAUAAUGAACCUGUUGUAACCUUGAUAGAAAUCUUAACUAUAGAGAUAAGGGGAAAAUAGUGAACUUAAAAUGUGGGCUGGUCUUUAACACUAACAAGUCUACAGAUACGAGAAGGGGAAAAUGCAAUAGUUGGGGGAAUCCCACACUCAAAUAGACAGGGACCAAGGAAAUGGGUCAAAAAUUCACUGAUCAUACUAAUUCUGUGUCAUAUAGUACCAUCGUUUCCAUUUGGAAAAAUAGCUAUCCUUCAGUCAAGCCCAUGGAAACUAUAGUCUUCCUAGAAAAUGGCUUUUGCAUCUUAUGACAUGAAUAGCAACUAGGCAAAGACCUAAAAGUGUACCAUUGGAUAAAGUCAUAUAUGCUAAUUGUGAAGAAAUGACAUGCAGAAGUCAAUCUACACUGGUAGAAACCAAACUCCACUGAUUCAUAUACAACAACCCCCCCCACCCCCGCCAACCUGUGGUCAGCUGUGCCCAAACGUACAUUGACAGAGAAAAAGAGAGUGCACAUGAGUGCACAUUCACAUAGUUUUUAUUAUAAGAUAGUUAUAGUCAUUCCAUUUUAUUGUUAUUAAUGUGCCUAAUUUAUAAAUCAGAUUUUAUCAUAGCUAUGUAUGUGUAGGAAAAAUACAGUAUAUAGGGUUCAGGAUUGUCUGUGGUUUCAGGCAUCCACUGAGGGCCUUGGAAUGUAUUCUCCAUGGAUAAGGGGGGACAACUAUAGAGUCCUAAAGCAUGUUUUAGUCAAAGGAAUUAAAAAGGCAUUUAAUAAAGUUGACCUCUGAGCUAACCAAUGUGACAGAUGCUGCAUGUAAUACUAAAUGAGGGCUACAUGCCCUCAUUUAAAGGUAAAGGGGGGAAAUAAUGGACUAUAUAACUAGGUCUUAUUUGGAUAAGUAGUAUCAGGAGUCAGUUUUGCCACUGACUUUCGGGAUAAGUUUGUUUAGCAUAACUUUGAGAGACUGCUGGAUGAAGAAAAACUAUUGUUGACCCUUUUGAAAAUUGGAACUUAGGGAGUUACUCAAACAUACUAGUAUGAGAAAGUUCCACAGUGCUUAAACAUGAUGAGGAAAUGAGAGGCCAUGAUUCCACCACAGAUUCUACUUGGUGAGUAAUUUAGAUGUAAAUAAGCAGAUCUGGAGUUCCUUGGAUGCAAUAGAUACUGAAUGGUAGCUAUUCCUCUAAGUGGAAUUCUGGAAUGUAAACUUUAUAACAAUUUCACAAUAGAUAAGUGUGAGCUUGUUAAAACUUAGCACUAAUGAGAGAACACAAGCAACCAUUCUAAUUCAAGCAGGUCAUCAAAAUGCAGCAAGUAAAAUCUGUGAUUACUCCAGACAGACCAUGAAACAAGUUAAGACUCAAACCAGCCUAUAGAAUGACUAAUGGUUAUCAUAGCCCUUAGGUGACCUCAUAGGUCACCUGGAAAGAUUGUUCCAUAAUGGCACCUCAAGAUUAGAUAAAAAAUAUUGCAAUGUUUGCUUUGAUUGUAUAAUCAUAUGUGUUUAAGAAUUGUUAAGAUGUAACCCUGCUGCAAGUAAUGGAUUGGGGUUUUAUUAAGUAUAUAUACUCUAAGAAAUAAUUAGAGGUAAAAUAAGUAGCGAUAAGAAAUAAGUGUAGGAAGUAAGAAAAUAUAUAGGAGCAUAAACUAGUAGGGAGGGUAUUUUCAGGAGAGAGCAGAAAAAUAAUUAGUUGUCGAGAGUACUAUAGCUGUUUAUAGUAAAGAGUUAGUUCCUUUAUUACAAUAUAGUAUAGUUAGUUCCUAAGGAGGUUUAUGAACCAAGUCACUUUUUCUCGUUUGUAAAUUAGCCAGCCCUAAGUUGUUGAUUUUAGAGAUGUCAUAAAAAUUGUUGAGAUUUUGUUGAUAAUGUAGAAAUAACUGGGUGGAAUUGAUACAAGUCAUGUACUUAAAUACCUAAUUAGACAGAUAUAGCAAUUAACUUGGCAGUCUACUGAUUGGAUACUUUGAUUAGAGUUCUGCAUCCCUCUUCCAGGAGAGAGGAGAGAGUGGCUAGUUCUUUAUCCAAACUAGUCUUUUUGUGGAUCUUCUUGAGACCAACACCAAAGUGAAUCUUGUAUGACAUGGUAUGAUAGAGAAGGAGACAGGCUCAUCAUUUUGAGUCAGACUUAAAUGUUGAAAACAAAGGUAGAUGGUCUAGGAGGUGGCACUGAAUCAGGAAGCACAAGUUUGUAUCCCUGUAUGAUUUGGUAAAGUGUGUGGGAAGUUGUGACCAUAUAGUUAUAUCCUUAUAUAUGAUGAUUUCUGCCAGUUAUUCAUUGACUAGAACCUUUAUUAGCUAUUGAU
Messenger RNA from Talpa occidentalis (Iberian mole), 4941 nucleotides. It is a transcript of the gene TRPC5OS, whose product is annotated as TRPC5 opposite strand. The transcript has 5 exons. Bases 699 to 1022 code for a protein of 107 amino acids. The record is from RefSeq and is a predicted model, not a curated record. NCBI's taxonomy places the organism in Eukaryota, Metazoa, Chordata, Mammalia, Eulipotyphla, Talpidae.